GGAGGCGGCGGCUGCCGGCGCUCGCCCUCCUCCUUCCUCCAUCCCUGCAUCCCUCCCUCGCCAUGCAGAGCCCCCCCUGAGCCCCCAGCGCCCGGGGGACCCACCAUCCCCAGGGUGCCCAGCAGCGCUCCCGCCACCCCGCCGGGGCCUUCAGCAUCUGCUUCCUUCCUUCCUUCCUUCCUCCUCCUCCGCCUCCUCCUCCUCCCUCCCUUCCCCAACCCCCCGCAGCCACCACCCUCCCUCCCUCCUUCCCCAGGGCCUGCCUGGCAUGGAGGUGCUGGCCACGGGGAGCCGGAUGCUUCCCGCGGGCUGCAUCGCUCCUGCCCCGCAUCCCUGUGGCUGCAUCCCUCCUGCCCCGCAUCCCUCCGCCCCGGCACAUCCCUGAGCCUCUCGGCAGCCGCCUCCUUUGUGCAGCGGAGCUGCUGUGCGGGCUCCGUGUCCCCCCACCCCCAACCCCGCAGCCCCCCGGCUCGGGGGUGGCCGGCGGGCGAGCGGGAGAGAUGCUGCCCUCGCCGGAGGAGCCCAGCGCGGGAGGUCGGCGGCCAGAAGCAGCGCCCGUCACCGGCCGAUGCUGACACCCCUUCCCUGCGAAUCCCCGGAUCCCACACCUCCACCCCAGAGCCCUUCCCCAGCCAUGCCCCAGCGGAGCCGCCGCCACCCCAGCUCCGGGGGCUCCGGAUCGCGCCCCGCGCCGCCCGCGUCCCUGCGUGCCGCGCCAUGAGCGCCGGGGCGCCGCGCUGAGGGAUGGCCUCGCUGGACCUGCCCUACCGGUGCCCGCGCUGCGGGGAGCACAAGCGCUUCCGCAGCCUGUCCUCGCUGCGGGCGCACCUGGAGUACAACCACACCUAUGAGACCCUCUACGUCCUCUCCAAGACCAACAGCAUCUGCGAUGCCGCCGUCUUCCCCCUGGCCGCCGACGGGGCGCUGCUGGCGCCGGCGGCGCGCCGGGACUACUUCGAGAGCACCUCCUUCCAGGGCAAGGACCAGCGCUUCUCCUGCGACCUGGUGCCCGCCGAGGAGCUGGAGCCGGCGCCGUCCUCCUCGCCCUCGCCCCGCUACGUCCACGAGAUCGAGAUCCCGCUGACGGAGAUCUUCGCCCGCGGCAAGGCCGUGGCGCCGGCGCCGGCGCCGCCGGCCGCGAUGGACGCGGCCUACGAGGAGGGGCUGGCGCGGCUGAAGAUCCGCGCCUUCGAGAAGCUGGAGGUGGACAAGCGGCUGGAGAAGCUGACGGAGGAGGUGGAGCAGAAGAUCGCCUCGCAGGUGGGCCGGCUCCAGGUGGAGCUGGACCGCAAGAGCUCGGAGCUGGAGAAGGCCAAGCAGGAGAGCCUGCGGCUGAGCCGGGAGAAGCAGGAGCUGGAGGACCGGGCGUCGGAGCUGUCGCGCCAGGUGGAUGUCAGCGUGGAGAUGUUGGCCUCCCUCAAGCAGGACCUGGUGCAGAAGGAGCAGGAGCUCACCCGCAAGCAACAGGAGGUGCUGCAGAUCGACCAGUUCCUGAAGGAGACGGCGGCACGCGAGGCCAACGCCAAGGUCCGGCUCCAGCACUUCAUCGAGGAGCUGCUGGACCGGGCGGAUCGGGCGGAGAAGCAGCUCCAGAUCAUCAGCAGCAGCUGUGGGACCACCCCAAACGGCAGCCUGGGGCGCUGCGGGACCCCCGGGGCCAAGGCCAUCUGCCGACCGGUACCUCCGCGGGCACAGAGAGACCGGCACCCAGGGCCGUGCGUGGCCGUGCACGGUGCGUACGGCGUGUCCAACCAGCGCUCCUCCUCCAGCACCGGGGCCUCGAGCCGGGCCAAGGCCGUGUCGCAGAGCUCGGGGUGCUACGACAGCGACAGCGCGGAGCCGUGUCCCACCGACGACACGGCCGACGGGCAUCCCUACGCGGCGCGGGACGGAUCCCGCGGCUCAGGGCUGCGCCGCCAGGCCAUCCAGAACUGGCACCGCCGGCCCUACCGCAACAGCACCGAGGGGGAGGAGGGCGACGUCUCCGACGUGGGAUCCCGCACCACCGAGUCGGAGGCCGAGGGCUGGGAGCCGGACGCGCCCGGAUCCGCCGCGUCCCGGCCCACCGGGAGCUGCCGGCUGACGGUGGCCACUGACGCCGGGUGUCCCCCGGCCAGGCCCGAGGGGGCCGGGGGCAAGGUGUGCCGGCUGGAGAGGGGCAGCCCAGGGCACUCCAGCGAGGUGAUCAGCCCCGAGAUCCUCAAGAUGAGGGCGGCUCUCUUCUGCAUCUUCACCUACCUGGACACCAGGACCCUGCUGCGGGCGGCCGAGGUGUGCAAGGACUGGAAGUUCGUGGCCCGGCACCCGGCCGUGUGGACACGGGUGCUGCUGGAGAACGCCAGGGUGUCCUCCAAGUUCCUGGCCAUGCUGUCCCAGUGGUGCACCCAGAUGCACUCCCUCACCCUCCAAAACCUCAAGCCACGCCAGCGAGGGAAGAAGGAGAGUAAGGAGGACUACAUGAGGAGCACACGGGGCUGCCUGGAGGCUGGUCUGGAGUCCCUGCUGAAGGCCACGGGCAGCAACCUGCUCAUCCUGCGCAUCUCACACUGCCCCAACGUGCUGACGGACCGCUCGCUCUGGCUGGCCAGCUGCUACUGCCGGGCCCUGCAGGCUGUCACCUACCGGAGCUCCACGGACCCCGUGGGCCAUGAGGUCAUCUGGGCCCUUGGGGCAGGUUGCAGGGAUAUCAUCUCCCUCCAGGUCGCACCUCUGCAUCCGUGCCAGCAGCCCACACGUUUCAGCAACCGCUGCCUGCAGAUGAUCGGGCGGUGCUGGCCCCACCUGCGGGCUCUGGGCGUCGGAGGCGCCGGCUGCGGCGUCCAGGGACUGGCAUCCUUAGCCCGGAACUGCAUGAGGCUCCAGGUUCUGGAGCUGGACCACGUGGCCGAGAUCAACCAGGAGGUGGCAGCCGAGGUGUGUCGGGAGGGGCUGAAGGGGCUGGAGAUGCUGGUGCUGACGUCCACCCCGGUCACCCCCAAAGCCCUGCUGCACUUCAACAGUGUGUGCCGGAACCUCAAGUCCAUCGUGGUGCAGGUGGGAAUCGUGGACUAUUUCAAGGAGCCCCACAGCCCUGAAGCCAAGAAGAUGUUUGAAGAAAUGGUGAACAAACUCCAGGCCCUGAGGAAAAGACCCGGCUUCUCCAAGAUUUUACACAUCAAAGUGGAAGGAGGCUGUUAGACCUUCAGGGAAGCACAAAGCACAUUCCCUCCUCUGCCUGGCGGCGCCCGGAGGCCCCGUGAAAACCAAACCCACCGCCCGGCGCUCGCCCGCGGCCGGACCCGGCGCGCGGACCCGGAUCCGCCGGCUCGUGCACAAGGAAAACCCGAAACUCUCGCAGGCCUUAGUGACUGGCAGCCGGAGCUCAUCCCAGGGCCGGCUCGAGGGCGAGAAGGUGCUACUUCAGGACAAUUUUUUUUGGCUGCCCCAGGAGACAGGGCGACGCUCCUUCCCGGGAGGGGAAGAAGGCUCGGAAACCCCCGCGGCCGCUCGUUGCCAAGGAUCCGUGUUUGGGGAAAUGUCUUUUUCUUCGGGCUCUGUUUCUUGGAGGGGUUGGGGUUUUUUGACCAUCUGAGGAUCUCCCAGCCCAUCCCAUGGGCUCCUUGUCCUCUCUGUGGAGUGGGAGAGGUGGGGUGGGAAGGGGCUGUUCCUCCAGAGGGAAGGACACCCAGCGUUCCUGUGGGGUCUCCGUUUCAUUUGUUGGACAGAGGGGCUCCCAAACCUGGGCAAACGCUGCCCAGAGACCAGCAGCUCCCACAGCACAAGCCCGGGGGGCAGAGCUGCAUCUCGAGGGGCUGCAGGAGCCAGAGGACACCAGGAGAGAUGGUCGCUCUUCCAGAGGUCUCCAGCCUCGCUUCCUCUCCACCAAAACCUUCCUGCCAAGGCAAUAAACCAUCUCCAAAAUCCUCGUCCACCAGGAAACACGGGUCACGCUCCGGUCCCCACCAUCCACCGCCCGUUCAGGCUCUGCCUGGAGCAAGUUUUCCCACGUGGAGAGAAGGACUGGAAUGGGACGCUCGUGUUUGCCAUCUCACCGCCUUCCCGAGCAGCCUGAAGGAGAAACCCUGGGCAAAUUAUCCCGAAAUCCAAAGCUGCUGGUGAAAGCACCACCCAACAGCCUCUGCUUGACCCUUAUCCGUGGCCACGGCUGGUUUUUUUAACUCUGCUUUUUCCUUCCCGGGUGUCUCCAAGGAGGUCGUCAUCCUCAAAAUACCCUUUUUUUUCCACAGGAAAAAGCUUUGGAAAGGCAUCCAGCAGGGCCAGGCAUCUCCAUGCUCCACCCUGAGGAUAAAGUACCAGGAGGUGCCCACGGAACUGGGGACACCCAUCACAGCACUGCCAGCAGUGGGGACACACCGGCCUUAACCACAGCCCCUGGUCAUCCCAAUCCCCAGCCAGGUGCCCUUGGAUCGGGCUGAGCGGAGAGAAUCUGACUGGGAAAAGCAGAUUUUUGGGGUUUUUCCUCUGAUUUGGACCAGUGUUGGAGGUUUUGGUGCCUGUUGGCCAGCGUGGCUGCAAAGACACAGCCCUUCCCAGGGCACCUCCCCUUCCCAGGCUUCCCAGGGUGAGGGGCUGACAGGGAACAUCCCUCCGGGAGGGAGGAGGCUGCAGAUCCAUCUGGGACCACAUUCCUCGCCCAUGGCAGAGCUCAGCCAGGGCUGCCAGCAUGACAACAGUCCGUGGGGAUCCUGAGAGACAACAACAUCAAUCCCAAAUCGCUGAAGCCAGUGGGGGGCUGGAGGCACCUCCCGGGUCUCCAACCCCACCUCAGGAGAGCCUUCAUCCCCCCUUCAUCCCACCCACGCCGUCUCCUGAAACAGGGUAAGGGAUUUUUGGCCAUAAACCCCGUUUGAAGCACCUCUGCUCCCCCCCUCCAACUGCAGCUUUUCCAGGAGAAGGCUGCUCCCUGUCUGCACAAAAUGUGGGAGCCCCCCAAAAAAUGCCUGCGAGAAACUCCCGCCAUAUCCCCAUGGAUGAGCUUCCUGGCACCGGGAUCAGCUCCCUGCCGUGGCUUUACCUCCACCUGGGGAAGACUGGGACACAAAUUCCAGGGGCAAGAGGAGCAAGGGAUGCCCCGACCAGCAAAAAAAAAAAAAACAACCACCCAGCAAAGCUACAACCACCCGGGGAACAUCCAGCCCUUAUCCCAGGAACGUGUCCCAGUAGAGCUGUCAGAGACUUGGGAAAUUCCCUUAAAAAAAAAACCCAAACAACAACAACAACAAAAAAAACAAAGUAAGUAUUUAUUUCUAUAAAGAAGGAAAAAAAAAAAAAAGAGAUUUUAAAGGAAAAUUAUAUACUCAGCAUGUUUAUACACUCUAUGCUUAAAGACUAUCGUGGUGGAGAGUCGUGUCCGAAGACUGAAGGCGGCUGCUCCGGGUUUGCCCCAGGUUUUUGUGACCCUCUCCCAGCUCCUCGGGGCUGUUGGGAAGGCAAAGGUGAUGGAAAAAAGGGGGAGAUGUUUGAGGAUUCUUGGAGAAGAAACCUUCUGUGCCCGCCAGUGGUGUCAGUGGCCGUGUCUGUGGUGGUGUUGGAGCCACUGGGGUUUGGAAUUCAUGGCAGGACACUCCCACUGGAAUUUGGUGCUUCGAAGUGUCACCGAGACCAGAGCGAACCAUCGGCCUCCCCUCGGGGCAUUCCCGAAAAAUCCAACUCGGCAAAAGCCACGUUUCCACAGAAAUCCUCUGAUGACACAAGGCCUUGAGCAGGUUCAAGGAUUAGAAGAUGGGAAGUGGGGGGGUUCUCCCCGUUUUCCUUGGGCUUGAACGGAUCCCUCCCUCCUCCUCUUGGGAUGGAGGUGGGUGAGGGCAAGGACACAGGUGGUAAUGAGGGCCCAGCCCUCCUGGUGGCUCCUAAUUGCCCAGGUUGUUAAUGAGCUCAUUAACAGCUCUGUAUUUCUUCCACUGAAAUGUCAUAUUGAUCCUUUCCCUGCUGCUUUCCCUCCCCAUCCCGCUGUUUUCCCCCUCCCCAAACCCCCAUCCCUAUGGGAUGCUCGUGGAUUCACAGCCCGGGUCACGGAGUUUCAACCCCAUUUCCUCUGGAAAUGGAUGGAAAACACACAGAAAUACCAAAUUCCCCGGGAAAAGCCUUGAAAUCAGGCAGUGUAUCCAGGAGCUCAGCCCCAUUCCAGAUCCUAGAGAAGCCCCAGAGGGGCUCUGCGAUGACAAUCUCCAGUAAAAUCCAUGGAUCCGGGGUGAGAAUUGGGAUCACAGCGAUGGCCAGAGCUGGCAGGGGCUGGAUGGAUGAUGGUUCCAGAGCUGGAUCCUGCAGAUCCAGUUCUCGGGAGAUUUAUUCCUUUUCUAAGGAGUUUUCCCAAAGUUUCCCCGUGGCUGACAUUCCCAGCAUUCCCUAUUGCUUGAAUUUGGGUGCUGGUCAGGGAUUUCAAGAGGAACAACAUCACCAAAGCCAGCUCAGGGGCCAAAUUUAUCCCAAAUCCAUGUUUUUCUUGGUUGGGUUUUGCUUGUUAUCCAUCCAUCCAAGCCCCCAGGAGCUGUGGGAAUGCUCCAGGGACCAGCUGCCUCCUCCUGCCUUAUCCCUGUGCCCCCAGUUUGGGAUGUCAGGGCUCGAGGAAAAUGGGAACUCCAGGGUUAGCUCUGUCCAAGGAGGAUUUUAAUCUUUAUCCCACUUUUUUAUGCCAUGUGUCCCAGUGCCAGCUGCCAGCAGGGGCACAGCUUGCAUGGAUCCUCCAAAACACUCUGAAUUUAGGGAAAAUAGAACAAAAAAACCACAGGAAAAGCGUUGCUGAAGCUCAGCCUCUCGUUUUGGGGGAAGGAAAAAUGCAGGCUGGGAUGGAGCAAAAGCAUUUGGGAAUUGGGAAGUGGGAAAAUGCUUUAAAAGGGGGGAAAACAAAGCAGGGAGCAGGGAGAUUUUAGGAACUGGAGAUGGUUAUUUGUAAGGUGGUGACGGACCUUCCUCACCCGUGGGAGGCAAAAUAAUCCCCCCCCCCGCCGAGGGUGGGAGAACUGAGGAAAGGAGAGGAGGGAAAGCUGCCCAAAAAGCAGGGAAAAUUAUGGGAUUUUUCUGAUCCAGCCUCGGGAUUGAGCCCCGUGGAGGGGUAACGAGGCAGGUUGGGGCCGGGGACAAGUGGGUGCAAUGGUGUGGGGUGGCUUUUGCUUCGAGAUAAUCAGAGGAGAUAAUCAGUGCAGGGAAAGAGAGAUCCCCAAACACAGGGAUUUGGGAUCCCUUUCCCUGAAGAGCCCUCGUUUGCUCCGCCAGUGGGUUCCGAGGGGCCCCUGUACAGCGACCUCCCCCCUCCCCAAAGGUAGCCAGUUGCCUCCCAAGUUAUUUUUUUAAACUCUCUAUAAAUUUAGGUCUAUUUUAGUCUCUUCGCAGCGAUGUGCCAGUGUCUGGAGAACCAAACAGCCCCCCCCCUUUUUAUUUUUGUUUUUUUUUCCUCUUAUCCCCGUGGUCCCUCGAUGCUAAACCGGGUCCUGGGUGUGAAUCCACCAGAGGAUGUUGUCCUGGAGGAGGGGGAGUGGUGGGAUCAGGGUGCACCGGAGGAUCCAGGUGGGUUUGGUGGGAAGCAGGGUCCGACUCCGGCCAGGAGACCGUGGUUUUUUAGCACUUUGGUUGGAACUAUCACCUGUAGACGCACUUUGAUGUUGUUGCUUUGAAACUUUGGCGAGUGUAAACAAUGUGUAUUUAAGGAAUUAACAAAAAAAACCCCAAAAAAACAAAAAACAAUUCCCCCCCCCCCCCCCCCCCCCCCCCCAAAAAAAAAAAAAGAAGUGU
Corapipo altera (White-ruffed manakin) is the source of this 7728-nucleotide messenger RNA. RefSeq names its product F-box protein 41 (gene FBXO41). The transcript is spliced from 13 exons. NCBI's taxonomy places the organism in Eukaryota, Metazoa, Chordata, Aves, Passeriformes, Pipridae. Bases 745 to 3177 code for a protein of 810 amino acids. Gene Ontology annotation, molecular function: protein binding. The record is from RefSeq and is a predicted model, not a curated record.